Messenger RNA from Schizosaccharomyces octosporus yFS286, 1209 nucleotides. RefSeq names its product SAGA complex/transcription initiation factor Taf9. The transcript has a single exon. The record is from RefSeq and is a predicted model, not a curated record. Gene Ontology annotation, cellular component: SAGA complex; transcription factor TFIID complex. Bases 179 to 676 code for a protein of 165 amino acids. Gene Ontology annotation, biological process: RNA polymerase II preinitiation complex assembly; DNA-templated transcription initiation. NCBI's taxonomy places the organism in Eukaryota, Fungi, Ascomycota, Schizosaccharomycetes, Schizosaccharomycetales, Schizosaccharomycetaceae. Gene Ontology annotation, molecular function: transcription coactivator activity; protein heterodimerization activity; RNA polymerase II general transcription initiation factor activity.
AAAAAGCGAGUCUUUGUCUCGUUAACACUCGCUUUAUCAGUUUUAUAGAGUUCAUUGAAAUACGCAAUUUCCCCCUAACUAACGGCAGUUAUUCACGAAAACAAAACACUUAGUCUCAGAAAUACGGCUGGUCUAGGAAAGGCUUUGUUCUGAGCUUCAAGUCAUUUGAGAUACAGCUAUGAGCUCUCCGCCCGUGACAGAUGAACCUGUAAAAGGUCCUAAGGAUGCGCGACUCAUUCAUUUAAUUAUGAGUUCCUUGGGAGUUCCAGCCUAUUCACAAACUGUUCCCUUACAAUUACUAACAUUUGCCCAUCGCUAUACUCAACAAUUGGUCCAAGACUCUCAGGUUUAUGCGGAGCAUUCUCGUGGAAGCGGUGUUCCCAUUUCCGUCGAAGACGUUCGUCUAGCGGUUGCUUCGCAAGUCAAUCAUUCCUUCACGGGCCCCCCUCCCAAAGAAUUUUUGUUAGAACUAGCUACCGAACGGAAUAGAAAGCCGUUGCCCCAGAUUCAGCCAUCUUAUGGACUGAGGUUACCUCCUGAGAAGUUUUGCCUUACUCAGCCAAAUUGGAUUUCUAGCAACGAGUCAAAGACUUUGGAAAGUACACAGGAUGUGCCAGAAGACUCUAGGAUGGACGAGGAGCCAGCCGCCUCAGACGUAAAGGAGGAACCAAGAUAAUCAUAGGUUAAGUGUAACGAAAAGAAAGUAUUAUCAGUUCACGAAGGGAUGAUUAUCUUUUUUUUUCCUCGGCUAAAAGAAAAAAACUUAUGGUAAUUAUGUCUUUCGAAUUGUGCUCUAGUACUUACCACCGAGCUCAAUGGUCUAAAGGUGUAUAUUACGAGUAUAACAACGUAUAACAGAAAAGCAGUUGGCUUCUUUGUACUUAUUAAUUUUCUUAAUUCAUAUAAAUUUUGAACAUACGAUCUUAAAUGAGCCUGGCUUAGUUUGUGGGUCUGAUAAAAAUCUACUUGAACAAGUUUGCCGAAGGGAAGCCCUUCUAUAUAUCGAAGAUGUAUCAUUUUUAUUUUUUAACAAUUAUAUCUUGAAUGAAGAUUAAGAAUUCCUGUAUUAAAUGACUGUUUUUAGAAGCUUUGUAAAGCUUCUGAUCAUGUACAAUGUUUAAAUCAGGUUAAACUGGAUUUACGAGCGCAAAACGAGUUUAGGAAUAUUUUUCAUAUAAAACAUUUUUAUUCCCAAAAGUUACUACUCAA